AAGUGCUCCACCAUCAUCAUUUCCUCUCUCUCCCUCGCAAUCCCAAAAGUCAGCGCAGUCCUUUAUGCCUUGCAUUCGCUCUUUUAUUGCCAUUGGAAUCAGCAAAAACAUAGAGGAGGUGGGUUAGCAUUUCUAGGUAGAUUGAGUCUUCAAUGGCAGAGGGUCAGGACUGGGAUUUGUAUGCAAUAGUGAGGAGCUGCACCUCUGCUACUACAAACAGAAACGGUAGCAGCAACACCAGUGAGAAUCUUGAGAACCCUUUUGAGUGCUUGGCUUCUUUGACUUUUGAUGAUGAUGAUGAUCAAGAAUUUAACCCUUUUUCUUUCCCAAAUCUCGCUGUUCAGCCUACAAACAACGAUGGUUUGCAAGAAUUGCAAGAUUCGUACAAGCCCUUUUUGCCUAGCUACACCGCCAGUGGACUUCAAGGUAAUAAUGAUUAUAUUCCUAGCUCCUCCUCCAUCUCUGAUUUUGGGGUCAUUUUUAGUGGCCAAAAUCCACCACAACUUGCACAUCAGCAACAGCAGCAGCUGCAGCAGCAGAAUCAUUAUCACCACCACCAUCACCAACAACAACAACAAUCUCCACCACCACCAUCCACAAGUGUUUCCAUCAGCCCCAGGUUCAACAAUAGCCAACAGCAACCACAGCAUAUUGUACAGCAACAACAAAAUCAAAGGAGACAAUUGCACCAGCUAGUGACUAGCACUUCUUCUAUGUUUCCUUUAAGAACUACACAAUCUCAGACCCCAAGAUCAAGAAAGAAAAAAAGUAACCAGAAGAAGCUAGUAUUGCAUGUAACAGCAGAGAAUCUCUCUAAUGAUGUGUGGGCUUGGAGAAAAUAUGGUCAAAAACCCAUCAAAGGCUCUCCAUAUCCAAGGAACUACUACAGAUGCAGCAGCUCAAAAGGGUGUGCAGCAAGAAAGCAAGUGGAGAGGAGCAACACAGAUCCAAACAUGUUUAUUGUUAGCUACACAGGCGAUCACACACACCCACGUCCGACUCACCGGAACUCACUUGCCGGUAGUACAAGAAACAAGGUUCAACAAGCAGUUCAAAAGCCUGAAGAAAAAGAAUCCGAGCAACCCAAUAUUUCAGCAGACAAGGGCUUGUGUUCUUCUCCACUUUCAGCUACUAGUUUGUCUCCAAGAACCCCACUUUCAGCUCCCAUUGACCAUGCUGAGACUGCAGGAAAUGAUCAAGAAACCAAAAUAGAGAAUUUGGAAGGUGGGCAUGGAUUGAUGGGAAGUGAUGAUGAUUGUGAUAAUGACAUUAAUGAUGAUUGUGAUGAUGAUCUUUUGAUCCCAAAUAUGGCCUUGAAUGAAGAUUUCAUUAAGGGGUUUCAAGAGCUUGUCGGUGCUAGUGAAGGCGGUGGUGGUGGUUCGAGUAAAUAGUCCAGCUUUUUGGAGAUAUAAUCUUUCCUCUUCUAGCUCUGCCACCACAGCGCCACCACAGCUGCCAGAGUCACUGGUGGUGGCUGCUGCUGAUGUAGUUGCUGGAAGUUUUUUUUUUUUUUAAGAAAUUGGUGUUGUACGAAAAAGGGUAGAAAUUGGAUUUGAUGAAAACUUUUCUUUCCUCACCAAGAUUGAAGUAGAAGGAGGUAGAAAGAAUCUUUUCCCUCUUCAA
Messenger RNA from Populus nigra (black poplar), 1623 nucleotides. Its product is annotated as probable WRKY transcription factor 27. Bases 153 to 1391 code for a protein of 412 amino acids. The record is from RefSeq and is a predicted model, not a curated record. The transcript has 3 exons. Gene Ontology annotation, biological process: regulation of DNA-templated transcription. Gene Ontology annotation, molecular function: DNA-binding transcription factor activity; transcription cis-regulatory region binding. NCBI's taxonomy places the organism in Eukaryota, Viridiplantae, Streptophyta, Magnoliopsida, Malpighiales, Salicaceae. Gene Ontology annotation, cellular component: nucleus.